Molecule: messenger RNA, 384 nt
Organism: Peniophora sp. CBMAI 1063
Lineage: Eukaryota; Fungi; Basidiomycota; Agaricomycetes; Russulales; Peniophoraceae
Source: the annotation of a GenBank genome assembly
AUGAAGUUCAUCGCUACUGCUCUCACCCUCGCCACCGUCGCUGCUGCGACCAACGUCCGCUUCGACCCCGUCUACAACACAGUUGGCGAGUCCACAGACGUCGUGGCGUGCUCGAACCUCGCGGAUAAGUUCCCGACGCUCGAUUCAUUCCCAACGUUCCCGAGCGUCGGCGGUUCGCAGGUCAUCACCAGCUUCGCCGACGCAGACUGUGGGACCUGCUUCAGCAUAACAUUCAAUGGGAAGAGCCAGUUCUUCACCGCGAUCGACGUCGCGAAAGACGGGGUUGUCACCUCUCAGACGUCAUUCAGCCAGCUCGCAAACAUCAACAACGGCGUCAUCAAUGCUUCCGUGGUCAAGGUUGCCGGUUCCCACUGUGGGAUGUAG